Messenger RNA from Empidonax traillii (willow flycatcher), 923 nucleotides. RefSeq names its product TNF receptor superfamily member 4 (gene TNFRSF4). Gene Ontology annotation, molecular function: protein binding; tumor necrosis factor receptor activity. Lineage: Eukaryota; Metazoa; Chordata; Aves; Passeriformes; Tyrannidae. Gene Ontology annotation, biological process: inflammatory response. The record is from RefSeq and is a predicted model, not a curated record. Bases 1 to 915 code for a protein of 304 amino acids. The transcript has 9 exons.
AUGGUUAUGGCAGCUGCAGGUUGGGAUUUUCCUGCUGUUUUCUUGCUGCUGGUGGUGCUGCUGGCUGCUGUUGGCCGUUCCUGGGGGUUGGAAUGUGGGGAACACCAAUAUCCUUUCCGGGACAAAUGUUGCAGCGACUGUGCCCCGGGGGAGAGGAUGAGGAACCGCUGCACGGCCACGGCAGACACGGAGUGCAGCCCCUGCCAGGACGAGUAUUUCAGCAGCAAGUACCACCACAGCUUCUGCAGCAGCUGCACAGUCUGCAACACCAAGCGGGGCAGUGUGGAGGUGAAGAGGUGCGAGAAGACCUCGGACAGGGUGUGCGUGUGCCGGGCAGGGUUCAUGCCAGCUGGGCUGCCCCUGGGAAGUGUGUGCUCACCGUGUCCUGAGGGGACUUUCUCCCUGGGAAGGAAUGAGAAGUGUCAGCCUUGGACCAACUGCAGCAGCCUUGGGAAAAGCACCCUCCGAGCAGGGACAGAGGCCCAGGAUGCUGUUUGUGGCAGUCCUGGCCCGCUGCCAGAGAGGAGCCUCUACGUGACUCAGGUUUGCCAUGAGAGACCUCAGAAAGAGGUCCCUGGGACUGCAAGCCCUGCCUGGAGUCUCCUCACCACUUCCCACAUGGAUAACAGCUCCACUGCCACCAUCUCCACCCCACCCCAAGCCGGGGAAGGUCCUUCCAUCUGCCCCGAUCCCAGCGACCCCACAGACACCAACUGGGGCUCUCUCUCCCUUCUCCUGCUCUGUCUGAUCCUGCUCGUGGUGAGUGGAAUAUCCAUUCUCCUGCUGAUUAUCCAAGCAGCCAGAAAAGAGAACAAGGGGAGGCCUCGUGGAAGCAACAAUCAGAAGGACAGGAGCUGUCGAAUUCCUAUCCAGGAGGAACAGGUGGACUCCAAUUCCAGCCUCAUCAAGAACUGACUCCCCAU